Suricata suricatta (meerkat) is the source of this 5001-nucleotide messenger RNA. It is a transcript of the gene ABCC6, whose product is annotated as ATP binding cassette subfamily C member 6. Gene Ontology annotation, molecular function: ABC-type transporter activity; ATP hydrolysis activity; ATP binding. The record is from RefSeq and is a predicted model, not a curated record. Lineage: Eukaryota; Metazoa; Chordata; Mammalia; Carnivora; Herpestidae. The coding region runs from base 53 to 4567 and encodes 1504 amino acids. The transcript has 30 exons. Gene Ontology annotation, cellular component: membrane. Gene Ontology annotation, biological process: transmembrane transport.
CGGGACAGACUGACCGCGGAGCGGACAGACCGACAGGCACGGGCGGAGCGCGAUGGCCGCGCCUGCAGAGUCCUGUGUGGGACAGGGGGUCUGGAACUGGACAGAGCCUGAGCCCAUUGGCGCCCAUCUACUGAACGUGUGCUUCCUGAAAACAGCAGGGAUCUGGGUGCCCCCGAUGUACCUCUGGGUCCUUGGCCCCAUCUACCUCCUCUACAUCCAUCGCCAUGGCAACGGCUACCUCCGGAUGUCCCUCCUCUUCAAGGCCAAAAUGGUGCUCGGACUCGCCCUCCUGCUCCUGUGCACCGCCGGCGUGUCGGUGGCUCUCUGGAGAGUCCGGCGCGGGACCCCCCAGGCCCCGGAGCUCCUCAUUCAUCCCACCGUGUGGAUGGCCACGAUGACCUUCGCCAUGUUCCUGGUCCACACAGAGAGGAAGAAGGGGGUCCGGGCAUCGGGGCUGCUGUUUGGAUACUGGCUGCUCUGCUUUCUCCUGCCGGUGACCAGUGCCGCCCAGCUGGCCUCACAAGGUGGCUUCCUGAGUGACCCCUUCUACCACCUGUCGACCUACCUGUGCUUGUCUCUGGUGCUGGCACAGUUUGUGCUGUCCUGCCUCGUGGAUCAACCCCCCUUCUUCCCUAAAGACCCCCCGUCGACUAAUCCGUGUCCAGAGGCUGCAGCUUCCUUCCCCUCCAAGGCCAUGUUCUGGUGGGUUUCUGGGCUGGUCUGGAGGGGCUACAGGAGGCCUUUGGGGCCAAAAGACCUCUGGUCACUUGGGCAAGAAAACUCCUCGGAAGCACUUGUUUCCCAGCUCGAGAGGGAAUGGACACGGAACCGCCAUGCGGCCCAGCGGCACAUCAAGGCAAGAGCGGCUGAAAGGAAAGACAGGCAUGGCGGGGAGGCCCCGGAGAUGGAGGGCCUCCUGCAGCAGGAAGGGAGCCAGAGGGGCCCGCUGCUGAGGGCCAUGUGGCAGAUGUUCCGUUCCUCCUUCCUCCUGGCGAGCCUCAGCAUUGUCAUCUGUGAUGUCUUCAGGUUUGCUGUCCCCAAACUCCUCAGCCUCUUUCUGGAGUUCAUCGGUAACCCCACGGCCCCGGCCUGGAAGGGGUAUUUCCUCGCGGUGCUGAUGUUCCUCUCUGCCUUCCUGCAAUCGGUCUGGGAGCAGCAGCACAUGUACAGACUCAAGGUGCUGCAGAUGCGGCUGCGAACAGCCAUCACUGGCCUGGUGUACAGAAAGAUCCUGGUCCUGUCCAGCGCCUCCAGAAAAGCCACCGCAGUGGGCGAUGUGGUCAACCUGGUGUCCGUGGACGUGCAGCGGCUGACCGAGAGCGUCAUCUACCUCAACGGGCUGUGGGUGCCGGUCAUCUGGAUCGUCAUCUGCUUUGUCUACCUCUGGCAGCUUUUGGGACCCUCUGCCCUCACUGCCGUCGCUGUCUUCCUGAGCCUCCUCCCUCUGAAUUUCUUCAUCACCAAGAAGAGGAAGCAGCAUCAGGAGGAGCACAUGAGGCACAAAGACUCUCGGGCCCGGCUCACCAGCUGCCUCAUCAGGAACAUGAAGAUGGUCAAGUCGCACGGCUGGGAGGAGGCCUUUCUAGAAAGAGUGCUGCACAUCCGGGGCCGGGAGCUGAGUGCCCUGAGGGCCUCCAGCCUCCUCUUCUCUGUGUCUCUGGUGUCCUUCCAAGCGUCCACGUUUCUGGUCGCGCUGGUGGUGUUUGCGGUCCAUACGCUGGUGGCCGAGGACAAUGCCAUGGACGCUGAGAAAGCUUUUGUGACCCUCAUGAUUCUCAAUAUCCUCAACAAGGCUCAGGGCUUCCUGCCCUUCUCCAUCGACUCUGUGGUGCGGGCCCGCGUGUCCUUGGACCGUCUGGCCGCCUUCCUCUGUCUGGAAGAAGUUGUCCCUGGGGCUGUGGACUCAAGUUCCUCCAGAUGCUCUGCCGGGGACGCCUGCAUCAGCGUGCACGAUGGCACCUUUGUGUGGUCCCGAGGGGGCACCGCCUGCCUGCACAGGAUAAACCUCACUGUGCCCCAGGGUUGUCUGCUGGCCGUGGUUGGUGCCGUGGGGGCAGGGAAGUCCUCUCUGCUCUCCGCCCUCCUUGGGGAGCUGUCAAAGGUGGAGGGAUCGGUGACCAUCAAGGGUUCCGUGGCUUACGUGCCCCAGGAGGCCUGGGUCCAGAACACAUCCGUGGUAGAGAAUGUGUGCUUCAGGCAGGAGCUGGACCCUGUGUGGCUGGAGACGGUCCUGCAGGCGUGUGCCCUGCGGCCAGACGUGUGCAGCUUCCCUGCAGGGAUCCACACCAAAAUCGGGGACAGUUCCUUCUCACUCAUGGGUCUGCAGUUAAACUCCAUCUCCAGGUCACUGGCCAGGUUCAGGGGAGCCCUGUGCCUUCUUGUUUCAGGACACAGGGUACAGGAGCCCCUCUAUUUCUCUUCUGGGACUGGCCAAGCACACCGGCAUAAUUUCUGCCCCCUCUUUGCCCAGACUCGGAUUCUCGUGACCCACGCACUCCAUGUCCUGCCCCAGGCUGACUGGAUCGUGGUGCUGGAAGACGGAGCCAUUACAGAAAUGGGCUCCUUCCAGGAGCUUCUACACAGGAAGGGGGCCCUGGUGGGCCUUCUGGACGCAGUCAGAAGGCCAGAAGAUAGAGGAGAUGGAGAAACAGAACUCACGACUGAUGCCCAGGGCCCCAGAGGCCCUGCCGGUAGCGGGAGGCCUGUGAGUGGACUGGAGAGGUCCGUGACGUUGGUCUCUGAGAAGGACAGCGUCACUUCAAAGGCCCAGCCGGGGGCUCCCCUGGAUGAUCCCUCAUGGGCAGGCUGGCCGACAGGAGAGGACGACGUCCAGUAUGGCAGGGUGAAGGCCAGCAUGCACCUGACCUACCUACGGGCCGUAGGCACCCCGCUGUGCCUCUACGCACUCUUCCUCUGCCUCUGCCAGCAAGUGGCCUCCUUCUGCCGCGGCUACUGGCUGAGCCUGUGGGCAGACGACCCCACGGUGGACGGGCGACAGACCCAGGCGGCUCUGCGGAGCUGGAUCUUCGGGCUCCUGGGCUGCCUCCAAGCCGUUGGGCUGUUUGCCUCCAUGGCCAUGGUGCUCCUGGCAGGAAUCCGGGCAUCCAGCCUGCUUUUCCGGAGGCUCCUGUGGGAUGUGGCUCGGUGUCCCAUUGGCUUUUUUGAGCGGACACCCAUCGGGAACUUGCUGAAUCGCUUCUCUAAGGAGACGGACACAGUGGAUGUGGACACCCCAGACAAACUCCGGUCCUUGCUGGUUUAUGUCUUUGGACUCCUGGAGGUCGUCCUGGUGGUGACGGUGGCCACCCCGCUGGCUGUUGUCGCCAUCCUGCCACUGCUGGUCCUCUAUGCUGGGUUUCAGAGCCUGUACGUGGCCAGCUUAUGCCAGCUCAGACGCCUCGAGUCAGCCAGGCACUCAUCUGUGUGUUCCCAUGUGGCCGAGACGUUCCAGGGCAUUGCGGUGGUCAGAGCCUUCCAGGCCCAGCGUCCCUUUGUGGCUCAGAGUGACAUGCACGUGGAUGAAACCCAGAGAGUCAGUUUCCCACGGCUGGUGGCUGACAGGUGGCUGGCUACCAACCUGGAGCUCGUGGGGAACAUGCUGGUGCUGGCGGCCGCCAUGUGUGCUGUGCUGAGCAAGGCCCACCUUAGCGCCGGCCUCGUGGGCUUCUCUGUUUCCGCCGCCCUCCAGGUGACCCAGACACUGCAGUGGGCCGUGCGCAGCUGGACAGACCUGGAGAGCAGCAUCGUGUCGGUAGAGCGGAUGAAGGACUAUGGCCGGACACCCAAGGAGGCCCCCUGGAAGCUACCCUCCUGCGCAGACCGGUCCCCCUGGCCUCAAGGCGGGCAGAUCGAGUUCCGGGACUUUGGGCUGAGCUAUGGACCUGAGCUCCCGCUGGCCGUUCAGGGUGUGUCCUUCAAGAUCCACGCUGGAGAGAAGGUGGGCAUCGUUGGCAGGACGGGGGCAGGGAAGUCCUCCCUGGCCGGGGGCCUCCUGCGGCUCCAGGAAGCGGCUGAGGGCGGGAUUUGGAUCGAUGGGGUCCCCAUCACCCACGUGGGGCUGCACACACUGCGGUCCCGGAUCACCAUCAUCCCCCAGGACCCCAGCCUGUUCCCCGGCUCUCUCCGGAUGAACCUCGACAUGCUGCAGGAGCACACGGACCAAGCCAUCUGGGAAGCCCUGGAGACCGUGCAGCUCAGAGCCCUGGUGGCCAGCCUGCCCGGCCAGCUGCAACAGGAGUGUGCCGACCCGGGUUACAGCCUGAGCGUGGGCCAGAAGCAGCUCCUGUGUCUGGCGCGUGCCCUUCUCCGGAAAACCCGGAUCCUCAUCCUGGACGAGGCCACAGCCGCUGUGGACCCGGGGACGGAGGUCCAGAUGCAGGCCGCCCUCAGGAGCUGGUUUGCCCAGUGCACAGUGCUGGUCAUUGCCCACCGCCUGCACUCUGUGAUGGACUGCUCCAGGGUGCUCGUCAUGGACAAUGGCCAGGUGGCAGAGAGUGGCAGCCCGGCCCAGCUGCUGGCCCAGAAGGGCCUGUUUUACAGGCUGGCACAGGAGUCAGGCCUAGUCUGAGCCUUCCACCCCUGCCUCACCAACCCCGAGAGCCUGUUUCGCCCUGGAGGAGCAAGUGACCUGGGGGGGGAUGUCUGUCAGUGCACCUCCGCGUCAGAUAUGCACCCCUCCUAUGUCUGGGAGGAAAACAGCAGAGAAAGUAGCUGCUCGUCACAGACCUAGGAGGACACUGUGACACCCAGGUUGGCCUGAUGAGGACCCGGCCAGCCCCGCCCACCCUGGAGCUCAAGUUGACAGCGGCUCCCCAUGCUGGCUGCCCACUGGCCCCACCUGAGGACCUCUAAGCCCGCACGUGCCCCGGGUUGGCCCCAGACCCGACCUCAGCAUCCCCGGGACUGAAGGGCUGGGACAGCGCAUGUGUGCCUUUUACAAACUACCCCCCUAAUUUCAAGAUGGCUGUACAGUGAUGAGCAAUUACAAGAAUCCAGAAAGUU